Plutella xylostella (diamondback moth) is the source of this 1277-nucleotide messenger RNA. The record is from RefSeq and is a predicted model, not a curated record. NCBI's taxonomy places the organism in Eukaryota, Metazoa, Arthropoda, Insecta, Lepidoptera, Plutellidae.
AUGGCGUUUGUUCAAUGUACUGACGAUCCUUGUUUAUUCCCGUUUCAGGUUAGAGCGUUGUUUGUAUCGGCGCUGGUGUGUGCUACCAGAGCAGGAGUGCUGUCAGGGGCGCACUCCCACCACGAGACCUACGCACCCUCGGCGGCGUAUGGGGCUCCCGCCGCGCAGUAUGGACCACCAGCCGCGCAGUACGGAGCUCCAGCCAUCGAGUCCCACCACGACCACCACCACAUCGACCACCAUCACUCGGACCACCACACCCACGCCGAGCUGGGUUCCGCCGGCGGCUCAUACAUCGCUGACGGCGCCGGAGCUAGCUACAGCAGCCUCAGCGGGCCCGGCGCGUCCGGCCCCAGCCCCGUCAUCGGCGGAGGCUCCUACUCUGGCGCUUCCUUCGGCGGCUCUCUCCAAGGCGCUCCUCUCGAUGGAUCACUAUCUGGUGCAGCUCUUCCCGCUGGUGCCCAACUCGGUGGAGCUAUCGCCAGCGGUCCCGGUGGAAUCAUCGAUGGCUCUGGAUUAGCUGGCCCGUCUGGCGCUGGCUUCGCUGGCCCAGCCGGCGGCUUCUCUGGCCCAGCUGGUGGAUUCGGAGCUGGACCUGCUGACGGAGGAUUCUCCGGCCCUGGCGCCCUUGCCGCCGGCCCCGGCGCUCCUGGCUUCCCCGGCCCCGCUGUGCUCCCCGGAGGAGUGACGACGACCGUCGGCCAGCCACGCGUGCUCGGACAGACGGUGACGGUGGGCCGCCCGCGCGUGUCGGAGACCAGGUUCGAGCUGGCGUCGGUCGUGCAGAACGUGGUGAGACGAGUGCCAGUGGAGGUGACCCGCCACGUGCAGGUGGGCGUGCCCCAGCCGUACCCCGUGCCCGUGCGCCAGGAGGUCCGCGUCAACGUGCCCCAGCCCUACCCCGUGCAGGUCGACGUGCCUCGCCAGGUGCCCUACCCCGUGUACAAGACCCAGCACGUCGAGGUCGAGAGGCCAGUGCCCUACGAGGUGGUCAAGCACGUUCCCUUCGAGGUGAUCCGAAAGGUGCCCGUGCCCGUGGACCGCCCGUACGAGGUCAUCCGUAAAGUGCACUUCCCGGUUGAGAAGCACGUUGAAGUCCCCGUGGCCGUCUGGAAGCCCUACCCCAUCCACAUCAUCAAGCACGUCACCCACUACGAGAAGAAGAAGUGCUGGCACUGCGGCUGGUGAGCGGUGGUUGCGCCCGUGAUAGUACCAAAUGUUAGGUAGACACUGUAAAUAAAUAGUCAUUAGAAUUAUGUACAAAUUAAAGCGUGAUU